ACUUGAAUCGUUUGUUCGUGUUUGUGCAGACCGGACACCACACACCGGUGUAUUUCUCGGCUUUUCCGUUGUGGUUUUUAUCCUACAGAUCACCGCACCCGUCGAAUCAUUCAUUAACCGACUGUUUAGCAGCAUUAGCAGCGAUGGCACAGGCCAAAAUCAACGCUAAAAUGAACGAUGCAACUAAAAACAAAUUCACCAGAACCAUGUCAAUGGCUGACCGGUCCGGACGGCUGCUGGAGAGCCUGGAUCAGAUUGAAAUGAGGGUUGAAGCUCUGCGAGAAGAAGCCUCAGCGAUGGAGCAGGAGAGAGAGUGUUUGAUCGAGAUGAUCCAGUCCAUACAAAACAGCCAAGAAAUGAGGAGCAUCUGUGACGGAGAGCGAGAAGAGCUGUCUCUGACCGCCGCCAGACUGAUGGGCAGGACGCUGACAGUGAAAGUCUCUCUGGAGACCAUCAGAAACCAGCAGCAGGAGGAGGCCUUGCAGAAAGCCAUGAAGAUGAUAGAUGAGAUCACAGAGAAGGUUCUGGAGGAUCUGCAGUCAGCCAGGACUCGUCUGGAGGCUCUGCAUGCUGCGUGUGUUUCUGACGCACCGCCGGUGCCUGUGGAUCAGAAGUUUCAGAGCGUGGUGAUCAGCUGCGCUCUGGAGGACCAGAAGAAGAUCAAGAGACGCCUGGAGACUCUCAUCAGGAACAUGGACAAUGCGGAGAAGACCAUUCAGAUCAUGGACAACCCGAAGGUGGAUCUGUCCAAGCUCGCCAAUGGAAAAUAAGAGCUCACAGGUUCUGGAAGUACAGAAAUUAUUCAGCCUUGUUUGCCUGCCUUACUACAUCCAAUCAGCUCACAGUAAAAAAAAAACAAGCCA
Danio rerio (zebrafish) is the source of this 863-nucleotide messenger RNA. It is a transcript of the gene bag2, whose product is annotated as BAG cochaperone 2. The record is from RefSeq and is marked validated. Lineage: Eukaryota; Metazoa; Chordata; Actinopteri; Cypriniformes; Danionidae. Gene Ontology annotation, molecular function: adenyl-nucleotide exchange factor activity; protein-folding chaperone binding.